UUCUUUACAAACACAAUCUAGUCUACAGAUGAAUAUAAAGCACUAAUUCCAAACUUGAAUAUGCUUUUUUCUAAAGAAACAAUAGUUGAAAUGAACCUCUUUAGCCGGGCUAUGUCCGGCCCCUGAUGAGCUGCUCAGAGUCCAGGUGGGUCAAUCACAAAGUGGUUUUAAAUCCACCUGGAGCUGAUCAGGGUGUAACGGUGCCCAGACACAAUGGAGAAAGCUGCUAUUGUAAAAGAUAUGAAAAGCUUCGAGUGCUCGUCUCCGUCUGAGUUUGACAGGCACUUCUUUGGGGAGCAGAGUCUGCUCUCUGCUCUUUCUCUGGAGCAGCUCUCCACAUCUAAAGCUUCAAACGAGACAAUGGCCGACAGCAGGGCGUCCAUCUUGGCCUCCUUCUGCCUGGCGCUGGACACCGUUUCUCCGUGCCGCGGGUUCGAAUCCCAGGAGCUGGAGGGCGGCGGCAGCCUGGCGGUUCCCCAGCAGGGGAAGUUCUCCACCCCGCAAAUCCUCAACGAAAAGACCAAAGGUGGUACGGCUGUUUUGGACCGGUCCUACGCCGACCUCACGCCCUCUCACAUCUCCUGGGAUUUGUCUCUGAUCAAAGCGGAGAGCAACAGCCCCAGGAUCAACGCUCUGGAGCAAACCUGGAGCCCAAACCUGACGCAUUCGCUCCAGGUUUCCCCGGCCUUUGGACAAAACACUCCACAAACAUGA
Menidia menidia (Atlantic silverside) is the source of this 714-nucleotide messenger RNA. Lineage: Eukaryota; Metazoa; Chordata; Actinopteri; Atheriniformes; Atherinopsidae. The record is from the annotation of a GenBank genome assembly.